This is a messenger RNA of Solanum stenotomum, 464 nucleotides long. RefSeq lists its product as uncharacterized. Bases 75 to 443 code for a protein of 122 amino acids. The record is from RefSeq and is a predicted model, not a curated record. The transcript is spliced from 3 exons. NCBI's taxonomy places the organism in Eukaryota, Viridiplantae, Streptophyta, Magnoliopsida, Solanales, Solanaceae.
CUGAGGAAGCUCAACAUUUAAAAAAGUUGAUACAAUACUAUAUUGUUUCUUUCAUCAAAGUAGGAGAUAAGACUAUGUGUACUUGGGAGUCGAGGUACAAUUUGGUCAUUGGGACCACAUUUGAGAGGAAGGCAUCCACCAGACUGUCUAGCUGGCUAAAGAGCGUUCGGGAUAGUGGUGAACGUCCCGGUUGGAUGUUGCCUCAUGUUUUUGCUGAAUUGAGUCAGUAUUGGAACACAGACAAGUUUAAGGCAAUAUCAGAUCAAGCCAAAAUGGCUAGAGGCAGUCUUAAAGGUGGCUCGUUGCACACCGGAGGUGCAAAGACGGUUGGAACAAUUGCACGAGAGAUGGAAAAAGAAUUGGGACGCACUCCCAUUGAACCAGAGGUUUUCAAAAAGACUCAUGUCAGGAAGAAAGAAAAUGAGUCAGAUCCGGAUGUGUAGGUGGAGGAAAGGGUCGAACGA